Mya arenaria is the source of this 8862-nucleotide messenger RNA. Its product is annotated as calcium-independent protein kinase C-like. The record is from RefSeq and is a predicted model, not a curated record. Gene Ontology annotation, biological process: protein phosphorylation. The transcript has 16 exons. The coding region runs from base 151 to 2361 and encodes 736 amino acids. Lineage: Eukaryota; Metazoa; Mollusca; Bivalvia; Myida; Myidae. Gene Ontology annotation, molecular function: ATP binding; diacylglycerol-dependent serine/threonine kinase activity.
UCGACAUUGCAACUUCCGCGAUUGUUUUUCACAUCAGCCUAAUGUCUCAUUCGAUGGAAUUUGUCCCACUUUCUGAGUGUAUUUGGAAUAACCAACUUAAGAUGUGAUUUUCCUAGUAUUUAAGCUUCCAGGCUUUCACCAAAAGCGACCAUGGUGUUCUUCAACGGUUCGAUGAAACUAAAAAUCUGCGAAGCAGUCGACCUACGACCGACAGAUUACUCGGCCCGCUUUUCGAUGGGGGCCUCCAAAAAGGAGGAGGAAAAGCCAGCUUUAGACCCGUAUAUUGCAUUUGAUGUAGACGAACUACAUGUUGCUAGAACAACAACUAAAGUUAAAACAUCGAAACCCGUUUGGAAUGAGGAUUUCACGGCUGAAGUUCACAAUGGACAAGCUUUUGGUUUGACAGUUUUUCACGAUGCGGCCAUUCCGCCGGAUGAUUUUGUAGCAAAUUGUUCGCUUUCAUUCCAAGAUCUGAAAUCUCAGUCGGAUAUAUGGAUUGAUUUGGAACCUAGAGGGAAAUUGCAUGUGAUAAUUGAACUCAAUGGAUCUGCAUCAGAAGAGCCGCCAAAGGAGCCGCGUGUGUUCAAGGAGAAGGAGGGGCUACUCAACCGCCGGCGCGGGGCCAUGCGACGCCGUGUCCACCAGGUCAACGGACACAAAUUCAUGGCAACCAUGCUCCGGCAACCUACAUUUUGCUCAUUAUGCCGAGAUUUCAUAUGGGGCCUGGGAAAACAGGGCUAUCAAUGUCAAGUGUGCACAUGUGUUGUACAUAAGCGAUGCCACCAGCAUGUUGUGACCAAAUGUCCAGGUAUCAAGGACAAGUCAACGGAGGAUACAGAGGAGGGUGCAGGCACGAGGUUCAACAUCAAUGUUCCACAUCGAUUCUCUGUGCACAACUGCAAGCGGCCGACAUUCUGCGACCACUGCGGCUCCCUCCUCUACGGCUUGUUUAGGCAGGGCCUCCAAUGUGAAGUGUGUAAGAUGAAUGUGCACAAGCGAUGUCAGAAGAAUGUAGCAAACAACUGCGGCAUCAAUACCCGGGACAUGGCCCAGAUUCUCCAGGAAAUGGGCAUCACCACAGACAAACUCACACAGAAAGGCAGGAAAAAGAGCUCUACAAGGCCAUCAAUAAGUGAAAACGAUGCGUCACAGAAGGCAGGAAAUGAUCUGAAUAGAUAUUUACCUAGGUUAUCAGACCCUGACGAUGUUCUAGGAGGGGUCAGCCCUAACAACAGUCUGUCCGUGGGCUCUGGCGACGAGCGUGACCCGCGGGCGCGAAGUCCAUCACAGGAACGCUCUCGUAGAAAAGAUAGAUACACCAUACAUGAAUUCAACUUUAUAAAAGUACUAGGCAAAGGAAGUUUUGGAAAGGUGAUGCUUUCAGAGCGGAAAGGCACAGAUGAAGUAUAUGCAGUUAAAGUUUUAAAGAAGGAUGUGAUAAUCCAAGAUGAUGAUGUGGAUUGUACAAUGACGGAGAAGAGAAUACUGGCUCUCUCAGCCAAACACCCGUUCUUGACUGCCCUGCAUUCCUGUUUUCAGACAAAGGAUCGUCUGUUUUUUGUGAUGGAGUAUGUAAAUGGUGGCGAUUUAAUGUUCCAAAUUCAACGAUCGAGAAAAUUUGAUGAACCCCGGGCAAGGUUCUAUGCUGCUGAAGUGACGUUAGCAUUAAUGUUUCUACACAAGCAUGGUAUUAUAUACAGAGAUCUGAAGCUAGACAACAUUCUGCUGGACAAUGAGGGUCAUUGCAAGAUCGCCGACUUUGGGAUGUGUAAGGAGGGAAUGUACGAGGGCAAACUCACCCAGACAUUCUGUGGAACGCCUGACUACAUCGCACCAGAGAUCCUGCAAGAAUUGGAGUAUGACGCCUCUGUAGACUGGUGGGCUCUUGGUGUGCUCAUGUAUGAGAUGAUGGCGGGCCAGCCUCCAUUUGAGGCAGAAAAUGAGGACGAUUUGUUCGAGUCCAUCCUCCAUGACGACGUUCUCUACCCUGUGUGGCUCAGCAAAGAAGCUGUUUCUGCACUCAAAGGGUUUAUGACAAAGAAUCCUGCAAAGCGACUCGGCUGUUUCAAAACACAUGGAGGGGAGAAGGCCAUAUUGGUGCAUCCUUUCUUCCAUGAGAAAAUCAACUGGGAGUUGCUGGAGCAGAAAGCUGUUAAACCUCCAUUCAAACCUAAAAUUAAAUCAAAGACUGAUGCUAACAAUUUUGACAAAGAUUUCACUACAGAGGAGCCAGUACUGACUCCUAUUGACCCUGCUGUUGUGAAAGCCAUCAAUCAAGAAGAGUUCCGGGGUUUUUCCUUUGUGAACCCAGACUAUGGAAAGUUAGACCAGCAAGGGGCGUCCGGUCCCUCGUAUCAAUGAUGACAACCAUAGUUAUAAUAUAUUAUAUACAAAAGGUUUUGUCUGCAAACACAAACUAUUUCUAUAAAACAGCUUCAAGUUUUUAUUCAUUGAAUUAACUGUUCAUCACUUGUGAAUAUUGUGUCGUGUUUUUGUAUAUGGUAAACUUCACCACAGUAAUAGCAUGGUACAUAUUUUCGGAGUUAGGUCUUUGUGUAUAAUGUACUUACACACUGACCAACUCCUGAAGUUUUAAUCAUUCAUUUUUCACUGUGUUGUUAUUUUGAAUUCCAGAUAGAAUUUGCAGAAACUAUGAAAUGUUUAGUUCCAGUCUUUCAAAAAUAUUGUUACUCUGAAAUCAUCAUUUUUGCAAUGUUUAAAUUUUUGUAAAUUUACUUUGGGCAGGAUUUAUGAUUGUUGCGCAAAUGUGUACCAGAAUAACUGUGCUUCAUAUUUCUAGUCUUUAUAUGUUUUUAAUUAGGAUUUUUUCCUUAUUUUUUGUAGAUACAGUUGUGACUUUAUGUGUUUGUAUGAUUAAAUAUUAAGAUCUGCAAAAUUGUAUGAUUUUCUAGUGUACUAAUCCAUUUUUAAUGGGUAUAUUUUGGCCAGAGCAUUUGUUGUGAAUGUGACAUUAGUGUAGGCGUUAUGCUUGUAACGACUGAAGAAAACUCCAUAACCCAUUGUUAGACUGGUCUGAGAAAUCAAUCUGUGCGAACAUGUUGUUUUGUAUGUAUAUGGUAAAUGUCUUAAUACAGGUAUGCAUGUCUGCCAUGCCCCAUUGGUCAUCUGGAUUAUCCUACCCUCACAAAUGUUGUUAAUCCUGAAACUAGUCGCAGCUUUAGGUUUUAAGAUUUUUACUAAAUGUCAUCAGAAAGGUACUUGUUUGGUAUACGUUUUAUGCUUACUUUUCAAUAUAAUUCUUGAUGUUCAUUGCUGAUGUGCAUUUACUUUUCUGAUUGUUGAUAAGCAUUCAGUUCUAAUGGUAUGAUGUUUACAAUUUGAAAACCAGUCGUGCAAUAUUAUUCCAUAAUAAAUUAUUGCAAUUUAAUGGAACAACACAAAUGUUUAAUUCUGUUUAUAAACAUGAAGCAUGAAAACAAAAGCAGUAAUCUGAAGUUAAUUCGAAUGAUUGUUAAUAACAAAACAUUUUUCACAUAGCACAUAUGACUGUCAGUUCUUUCUGUUUUUGACACUGUCUUCACUGUGGUCAUCAUUAGGAGCAUAAUAACCAAAAAUUGUAUUUUUUGAAGUCCCGAAAUUGAUAAGUAUUAGCAUCAAGUCAUUUAACAUUUAUGUUAAUGUCAUUUCAAAUUUGGUGCAAUGAUAAAGAAAGCUCACCAUCUUAAAUCAGGCAAAAUACAAGUUUAAUAUUAUCACUCAACACAAGCCACGAUUACUUCCCACUAUUAUGAUACUAGUUCAUUACAUCAUUUAUACUCUACGCAUGUUGACACAAUGUUACGCAAGAAUUUAGUCCAAGUUGCAGAGGAAACCCAGCUUGGUGACCUCUGACCAAACUCACAUUCAUCCAUGCUGGGAAUCAAAACAGGAAUGCCUUGGUGAGGAGCAAACACGCUCACCACUUUUAACCAUUAUGGGUUAUAUUAUAACCCAAGGUAUAUUUAAAUUAUUAAAAAUUGAAGUUAUACCUGACAUAAUGCAUUGUUUUAGAUAAUACCAUUUAUGCUCAGUGUUUUUUUUUCAUGAACUUUUGUAAUAGAUAUACAUGCAAUGGGAUUUAUUUACUUUUUACUGUAAUUUUCUUUAUGCUGCCUGUUUUACAAAUAAUUUUUUGGAUACACAAUAAUUCCAUUAGCUAUUUCCAUUCGUUUCACUACAUAUUAUGCAUCUGAGUGAUCUGUUAUGUAUAUAUUGUUAGAAUAUGAAUAUCAAACAUGGAAUCUCCGAUUCAACCUCAAACAUCAAAAUACAAUACCAUUUUCAAUUGUUUGCCUGGUUUGAGAAAUAGUUUCCAGUGUGUUUUAAUCUCGUCUGUUUGUUGGAAGAAAAAAGUCAGGAUAUUAUGAUAGCUUUGGUGUCAUUGUCAGCAUAGUUGAUGUCAUUGUUGGCGUAGUCAAUGCCAUUGUCUGUGAAGUCCAUGUCAUUGUCCGCGUAUUCAAUGCCAUUGUCGGUGAAGUCCAUGUCAUUGUCGGCGUAGUCAAUGCCAAUGUCGGUGAAGUCCAUGUCAUCGCGGCGCAGUCAAUGCCAUUGUCGGUGAAGUCCAUGUCAUCGCGGCGCAGUCGAUCUCAUUGUCUGCGUAGUCUAUGUCAUUGUCCGCCUAUAAAAUCUCUCAACCUUGGCUUUUACUUAUAAACAUUUCAAGAAAUUCAAAUGAAACUUGGUACUAAGGUUGCCAACAUAAUGCGUAGAUGUUAAGCAAGGCCCAUGAGUCUGGCAUUGAUCCUUGUUCAGUUAUGCCCCUUUUUGACUGGAUGUUUGAGUGCUCUUGUUUAUGUUAAUUCAGAUAUAUGAAUGUGAUUUGUUUCGCACAUGAUUGUAUUGUUAACUCUUUUGUUAGUAUAGUUUAUUUUCUAGUUUUGACCAUGCAGCUAUGUUUUUAUUUCCAAAUUGGAGGACUAUUUAUUCAAUGUACAAUGUACUUGUAGUAUAUAUCACAUACAUUUAUACCAAAUAAUUACAUAAUAUAUAUAUAAUCUAGUCAAAUGAUGUACAGAGUUGUUAUUACAGAGUUUUUUAACUUCAGAACAUCACUUUAAUCUAUCAUUUGAUAUGUUGAUGAUAUCCAUUGUUGUUUGUGUUAUGAAGAAAAUAAUAGGUGGGAAUUAAUUUCUGAAUAUUUUUAACCAGGUUAUCAACGAAAACCCGGUUAUUAGAAUGAGGAUGUCGUUGGGCAGGCGCGCAGACAGCCCCUGGGUGUUGAACAUUGGUUUCUGCCCAAUAACUUACGUAAAUAUAGAUGGAUAGUGAUGAAACUCGGUGUGUAGGUUGUUCAUGUGAAAACCUAGCCAUUGAUUGCUUUUUGGGGUGGGGGGGGGGGGGUCAAGGAUAACAUCGAGGUGAGGUCAAGGAUAACGUCAUGAAACUUGGGAUAAAUGCUGCAGCAAAACUUAACACAUCAUAUACUAGAGUAGUUUUCCGUUAUGGAUCUUUUUCAUUAAAAUGAGGAGAAAAGUUUCUGCUUUUUUCUUACUUGUACAAGAAGUUAAUUAAAUUAUUGUUCUUAUUGCGCCUAUAAAAAACCUGGUUUUUGCGCAUUGCGGUGCUUCUAGUUGUUUUUUUAUUAAAUUAAUAUUACUUCAAUCUUACAAUAUCGAGAUGUUUCCAAAUUCGGCAAGCUGUCUCUUGUUUAGGUAAAAAAAAAAAGUCAAACAUGUUGUCUCAUUUUGUUUGUUUACAAGAAACUUCCUCAGAAUAAUGCAAAACUUAUUAUAGUUGAAUCUGUAAUCGAAGUGCAUUCCAAAGGCCAUUAUAUCUCUGAUUUUAUCUGCCAGUAUACCUGAACACAUUUGAUAUUUGAAGCAUAUAAAACAAAAUAGGUGUUUUGUAAAUUUUUAUUGACAUAACCCUUUUUAUCACAGCAUUAUGUUUUAUUUGGCCAUUUUGAUUUUAUCGUAGUGUGUUGGAUAUCCCCAUUUAAAACCAAAGUCUUGCUGGUACUAUCAGAUCUGAUCAUUUUAUCCAUGCUGUAUCUUUAACGAUACAGUGGGCAGUUUCAAUGAAGAUCUUAGUCGAUUUAAGUAGUUAAUUAAUAUUACCGUAGUUAUUCUAUCAAUCACCCCGGUGUUUAUUAAAAUCAUACCUGAGUUCAAAGUAGGGGACAACUGCUUUUAUCCGAGAAUCGGCCAUCAUUAUAAUAUUUGGACUUAAAUAAUAUUUGGACUUAAAGAUCGUAUAAAGCAGAAAAUCAAGAAACUCGUUCUUUGAAAGGAAUGUUGUUUGUGGGUUUUUUUUUUCAAAACAAUUGGUGGGUUUAUGGGAGGCAAUGUUUUUGCACGAUUUUGGCCAAAAAUUGAUGGUUUUCGGGCUGAGAACUGGGGGGUGGGUGAUUUUUACAGGAUGGGCAAUUAAUAGAAUAAUAAUGGUACCUUGGUGUCGUAUUAACGUUAUUUUGUUUAAAAUUUGUGUGAAUUGAACUGCAGUAUUAAAGACUUAUACAAAGUUAAAAGAAAUAAUAAAUCCAACUUAUUGCCGUUUGUGAUGUUUAUACAGAUUGAAAUUACUUGAGUUACGAUUAAGAUCCUUUAAUGAUUCGGGCCGCUGUCUCUGCUAUGAAAUUUCUCAAUAUUUUAUGAGAAAGUGCGGAAGAUGAACUAUUUCUUGAUUCCUUAUUGUUGAUAUUUAUAUGAAAAAAAUAGUUAUAUUACAUAUUAGUGUUCAAGAUCUGAACUGUAUUCAACAAUUAAGUUUCUUCGAAUAAACAGAAGGCUUGUUGACCCAGCUGGAUUUAUGAAUUGUUUGCAUUAAGUGUGUUAUUGUUUAAUUUGAAUGGUUUUGUUUUGCUAUGAUAUUUACAUAAAACUGUGAGCAAAAAUAAUUGGAAACAUUUUCUUGCCAGAAACAGACUGAGUGAAAUUGAAAUAAUUCCAUGGUUCAUUUGAAAUGUGCAAGCAAUGUACGAAAUCAUAUCAUUGACGUUAACACUCUGAACAUGUGUAGAAAAUGACGGUUCUUAUUAUUUAUGUUCACUUCAUGAUAGAUUUAUUUUUACAUGAAUGGAUGUAUAUAAUAACUGGAUCAUUCGGUUGACAUUUUUGUAAUAAGCUGACAUUGUUUUUUUAUUAAUUUACUCUCAUCAAGGGAAACAAUAUUUUAUCGUUCAAAAUCAAUAAUCCUGCAAGUAAAUAUUAUUACUAUUAUUUAUAAACUUUUGAAUGCGAUUUGGUCAUAUUUGCUUCAUUGCCAGUGUUGGAAAUACCAAUUAAAUCUCUAUUUUAGGUGUUAAAGGAUCAAUGCCAUUCAAAAUUAGCAAACACAAUUUCUUAAAAAUGUUAAAGCACAUGUAUAAUGAUGGCAUAGCCAUUCCAACUUAAAAACAAAAUAUGUUUUUCAUUGACUUUUAUAAGAGUGUUUGUUUCAUGAACAAAAUAUUGUUUUUCAUGAACAUUUUUCUUAAACAUAAUAUUGUUUUUUCAUGAACACAAUAUUGUUUUGUUUUUCAUGAACAGAAUAUUGUUUUUUUCAUGAACAGAAUAUUGUUUUUUCAUGAACAGAAUAUUGUUUUCUUGUUGAGAGGUCACUGUGACAGCUGUGUGUGUCCGCUGACUGGCGGUGUGGUUUCUAUUGUGGCAAACAAUUGUUAACAUGCAGUGUUGUUCUCUGUUAUAUAAUCAGCUGGGGUCUCACUUACUUUGUACUCUAGACUCACACUCACAAUUUGGGAUUCACACUGUUUUCAAACAUUUGAGAAAUUACAAAUACUUGCACUUUUUUAAAAAUUUAGCCUUUGGAACACAUGCAUAUUGAUUAUUCACAUGAGAACCCAGGCUAUCCAGCACUGUCCCAUAGAGAAGUACAACUUUUUACAAAAUAGUAAAAGAAAUUAGGAUUUUUCCCGCAAAUUACAAGCAAAAAAGAAGCAAAUUUGGCAUCACUUAUUAAUGAAGUUAUAGAACAUUUUACAAUAUUUUAUCCAGUUUCUCAACAUUUAUGUCCCCGGCCAAUUUAUAUUAAAGCUGCGAUGAAAUUAUUCUCUAAAUGACAGUUCAAACUUGUUUAAAGAUCUAUAUUGACGUGCCGCUCCAGGUCUCAUGACUAAAACAUGCCAGCAAAUUUAGCAGGAGAUCCAUAAAUCAGCAUUUUUUUCAUUCAAAUUAGGUCUUUAUAAAAAGAAGGAAAAAUAAGAAAUGCUUGAAAGCCUCAUAUUAUUUAAACUUAAUAAGUGCAGUUUGCGCCAUGGAAUAGACUCAUAAUAUUAUGAGAAUUGCUGUGAAAUAGACCUUGCUGCAUUGUUCAUACCAUGUUAAUGAUUAGUAUACACACAUGCCAUGAUACAACUAUAGCCAAUAUAGUAAUAUACUCCCAAAUAGUCUCAAUGUAUCCUGCAAGAACAGUUUGAUUGCCACAUCAUAGUAUGGACCAUAUGGCUAUUGUUGUGAAACACACACAGCGUGAUUCCGUGUAGCCCUUGCCUUCUGUCUCUGGCCGUCACAUCCCACACAAAGAGCAAUGGAACAACUCGCUAAUCAAAUAAUGUAACAACAUCUAGAAUUAUAGUUGUAACAUUCUACCAUCCUGUGUUAUCAUUGGUUAAAAUAAGCAAAAGCCUGUCAUCGUAAAAUGUUUGCCUGCCCACUAAACAUAUUUUACAUAGUUACAUUGCUAGUUGUAGAAGUACAAGAAUUAUGGCUUGUUGAUACUAAAGUCUUGAUUACUGUUUUAUUGCUGGUAAGAUGUUGAAAUACUGUACCAGGUGCUACUUGUGGUGGAAUGUGGGGGCCGGAAGGCUGGUGGCUUCACUAAACCUCUUGUUACUGUGUAGCGAACUUAUUUGUGUGUAUGCCUACAUGGCAAGUUCAGAUUCAGUCUUAAUGUAUGUGCAAUAAAUAAAUACCAGUUUUCAUA